AUGGCGCGACAACUCGUCUUUGUGGCAUCAUUUCAUCGCACCACGGACGCGCCUGCGCCGUCCGAGUCCCCUUUGGACGAGAUCAAGAACGGGCUCUGCGACGCAUUGGAUCGAAUCAAGGCUGCCGGAAGCUUCGCGGCAUUUGCCAAAUUGACCGAGUCCAGCCUCUACCCGAUAUCAGUUCGCGAUGUUGGCCAUGUCGCCCUUCCUCUGGGGGAAGACAGUGCCCAACAACUGAUUGAAAAGGCACGUCAAGCCCCCUAUGGCAAAGGCACCGAGACCUUUGUCGACACCUCGGUUCGCAACACAUGGGAGCUGGAUGCAGCCCAAUUGGAGCUUCACCCGCAGUGGGAGUCGACCAUCAGCGCUGCUUGCAAGCUAGUCGCUCAGCAGCUGGGAAUUACUGCUCCCGUGAGGGCCGAACUGUACAAGAUUACUGAGAAGAUCCCGGGGAUGUUUGGUGCUCUUGUCAUCUGUCUUCCGUCUGAGCACCAAGGUGGCGACCUCGUUGUGAAGCAACGGGAUGUUACCAAGACGUUCAAGACGUCAGAAGUCCGACCGUCGAUGGCAUGCUGGUUUUCCGAUGGCACACACGAGGUCUUGCCUGUCACGUCGGGCAUCCGCUGGGGCUUGACGUACAACCUUGGCAUUUCCCCUCAGGUCAACCGCCCAUCGGCUGCCAUGAGAUGCACCGGGACUGGAUGGUGUUCGAGAUGCACUGCGUGCUUGGCUGGACUCCCGGGGCCCGAGCAGCGAUGA
This is a messenger RNA of Podospora pseudocomata, 759 nucleotides long. RefSeq lists its product as uncharacterized. NCBI's taxonomy places the organism in Eukaryota, Fungi, Ascomycota, Sordariomycetes, Sordariales, Podosporaceae. The record is from RefSeq and is a predicted model, not a curated record. The transcript has 3 exons. Bases 1 to 759 code for a protein of 252 amino acids.